AUUACUUGAACACCCUGUUACCUCAAUUGUGUAUCCUCAAAUGUUCUCCUUUUCUGUAUUACAGGAACAUGAAGAAUGCAGUCGGCAGUUCUUUUAAUAGUUGUUUGCAAUCGGGAUGCUGUUUGUUUUGCUACAAAAGUUGUCCAUAGUUUGUAUCCCACCUUCUUGAUAAGAAUUUGCGUAGGUUUGGAACAAAUCCUGGCAUGUGCCUUAUCUUGGGUAGUCGAGCAGGUGGUGUUUACCUGGAACCUGAAACAGCAUUCACAGUGACGUCAUCCUUCUUUUUUCAGCUUUGAUUCAACCACCUGUGUGUGGUUUGCGGCACGAAUUUACUUGUAUUAUUUUUUAUUAAAAAUAAAGAUUGAGAAGCAGCAUGCUGGGUCAAUAAAGUUAUGGUUGUGCGCUACCUGCCACAGCACAAGAUCCGAAGGAGCUGCACAGUAUUACACUGAUGAAGGCAGAAAUGCCUACCUGCUUGAUUUAGUUUCUUAAUUGUUACACCUCCAAAUUUACGAUGACAUGUUUUCUUUUACCUCUGGUGGUUCUUUACAAAUUGAUAGAUGUGGAGCUCUCGUCACUUCUUCAGUCUCAAUAUAUAGAACGACACAGUGAAUCAUAGUCGAUAGGUGGCAGUGUGGUAUUGCAUGCUAGCAAAGUGACAUGUGUUUCACAGAAAACAUGAGGCUCAAUUAAAGAGGUUGAAAAGGUUUAUAAUAUAAUAAAUUCUUUGUCAUUUUCAAAAUAACAGGUAUAAUUCUUAUCGUGACCAAGUCUGGACAAUCGCUGGUUCAAUUGUAUGGAUAGCUUGUGUGCCUUACUUAAUGGAGACUGUAAUGGACUGGCAGUCGUUGAUGUCACUCUGACCAGCUUUAACUUGCUAAUCCUGACCACUCGGGGUCUCUUCAUUAGUGAGAAUCUGACAUCUCCAGUUAAAAGCAAUUUAAAUGUGGAUCAUUCCCUUUACAAAUUGCUGUACACUCCUUUGUGUUUCUCUAACAUGGAGAGUUUCCGUGAAGAUUAUUUAAGCCUGACAUCCAGCAAGCCGAUUGCCAAUAACCAGAACUUGCCAUGUCUCUACAGCACCGAUCCCUUCACAGAUUGGUAUAGAUGUCUCCAACAUAGAAACAGUUCUGCUUCCCUUAUUCACGAUGUGCAACAAAGAUACUGGAAUAGUUAUUUCCUUAAAUAAGCCCCAAUACAGAACCAGGCAUUCGUGACUGUGUACUCGAUGAUAUACUCUCAGUUGAACGAACAGAUCAAGUUUCCACCAUUCCAGUUUGAAUUUCUUCCAGAAGGAAUAUCCUUCGACCCAAACAGUCAUCAGUUUUAUGUCUACGGAGCAGAGGUGUGGUCUUCAGAAGAUGGAGGCAACACAUUUAAAAAGAUCAUCAGUUCGGCCAGUGAAAAGUUUGUGAAGUUAAUUUCGUGUGUUCACAAACAUGCAGUGGUAUUUGUAACAAAUUACGGCAACAUCUACUUCAGCAAGACAGGUUUGAGAUACAGCAAGCUGAACAAGACAAAAUCAGAAUUCUCAACCCUGUACUGUGAUCACCUGGGCUCUUUAAUCCUCCUGGCUUUAGACGCACACAGUCCAAAUGGACUGAAAGUGGAAAACAUCGAUCCAGCUUCGUUGAUGAUGGAUGAUGACUUGGGCUUUGACAGACCCCUUGCCCUUCAAUAUAUCAGGGACAAGACAGCACUGUUUCACGAAUUCGGUCCUUAUCUUGCAAAUCCAUCCGCUGUUGACUCAUCUCCCAAGCUCUCCAACUCCUAUAUUGGCAAAGUGAUACAACUAAGGUAAAGCAACUGCCUCACUGAAAAAGCAAAAGGACACCUCCAUAUUUCCCCAGCAUCUGAUAACUGCUGCUCGACUGCUACUGUGCAGAGAUUUUUCAAAUAAUUCCCUAAAACAUGUUUUAAGUCAUUAGGUGUUAAUUGAAACGGAAUGAAACCUGUUAUAUACCUGUUAAUAAACACAAAAUAAAGCUUUUU
Acipenser ruthenus (sterlet) is the source of this 1992-nucleotide messenger RNA. RefSeq names its product cation channel sperm-associated auxiliary subunit beta-like. The record is from RefSeq and is a predicted model, not a curated record. The transcript has 9 exons. NCBI's taxonomy places the organism in Eukaryota, Metazoa, Chordata, Actinopteri, Acipenseriformes, Acipenseridae. Gene Ontology annotation, cellular component: CatSper complex; cilium. The coding region runs from base 1229 to 1801 and encodes 190 amino acids.